UUCAGAGAAGUUUCGGUUUCGCACGAUAGGGACCUUGACUAUCAUAUAGUUGUUUUUCGAAGUUUGGAAUGCCAUACCAUUGUAAACAUGGAUAAAGAUCGGACUUUACACGUUCGAGCUAUCGGUAGAGAGAUAUCCAAGCAAGAAUUAAUGAUAUAUUUCCAAUCACGUAAACAUUCUGGAGGUGGAGAUAUAAGCUCGGUAGACUUGAAUGAAAGCGAAGCGGUCAUAACAUUCGAAGAAAGCGAUGUUGCACAGAAUGUCAUAGGAAGAGCGCCACACACUAUAAAUGGGACAAAGGUGGAAGUUUCCUACCAAACAUUCACAGAAGAGUUCCAGUCUGAGGAUAGAUCAGUAAAUAAGACCUGUAUUGUUAUUGUUCGUGGUCUACCUCAGGAUUCAACGGAAGACAGUGUUUUGAAUUACUUUGAGAACUCAAGGCGGUCGAAAGGUGGCGCCGUUGAAGAAGUGAAAAUCGAAGGCAAUGUAGCACGAGUGAAGUUUGAGUCAUCUGAAGUGGCACAAAGUGUUGUCAAGCAUGAUCAGCAUAUCCUGAAUGGUGCUACACUUCAUGUCAGUCUCGAAUUGCUUGAUAAUGCUGAAAAUACAAGCAAAACUAUCCAGAUAACUGGCCUUACUGCGCAGAGUACUGAAGACUCCAUUCGCAACUACUUUGAAAAUGAGAGACGUUCUGGGGGUGGAGAGGUAGAAGUUGUUAUUUUUCGGCCGGAAGAAAAUGUGGCCUUUGUGACUUUCAAAGAUGUUGAUGUUGCAAAGAAGGUCAUAGGUAGAACACACACUUUGAAUGGAACAACAGUGGAAGUCUCAUGCCAUUCAAUCAUUGACGAGUUCCAGGCUAAGGGCGGGUCAGAAAAUCAGACCGGUGUUGUUCUCGCUCAAGGACUACCUCAAAAUGCAACGGAAGACACGGUUUUGAAUUACUUCGAGAACUCGGGACGGUCGGAGGGCGGCGCUGUUGAAGAAGUGAAAAUCAAAGGCACUGAAGCACGAGUGCUGUUUGAGUCAUCUGAAGUGGCACAAAGUGUUGUCAAGCAUGAUCAGCAUAUCCUGAAUGGUGCUACACCUCAUGCGAGUUUCGAAUUGCUUGAUAAUGCUGAAAAUACACGCAAAACCAUCCAGAUAACUGGCCUUACUGCGCAAAGCACUGAAGACUCCAUUCGCAACUACUUUGAAAAUGAGAGACGUUCUGGGGGUGGAGAGGUAGAAGCUGUGACUUUUCUGCCCGAAGAAAAUGUGGCUCUUGUGACUUUCAAAGAUGUUGAGGUUGCAAAGAAGGUCUUAGGUAGAACACACACUAUAAAUGGAACAACAGUGGAAGUCUCACGCCAUUCAAUCACUGACAAGUUCCAGGCUAAGGACGGAUCAGGAGAUCAGUCCCGUGUUGUCAUCGUUCAAGGACUACCUCAAAAUGCAACGGAAGACACUGUUUUAAAUUACUUUGAGAACUCGAGGCGGUCGGGAGGUGGCGUUGUUGAAGAAGUGAAAAUCAAAGGCAAUGAAGCACGAGUUCUGUUUGAGUCAUCUGAAGUGGCUCAAAGUGUGAUAAAGCAUGAUCAGCAUAUCCUGAAUGGUGCCACACUUCAUGUCAGUCUCGAGUUGCUCGAUAAUGCUGAAAAUACAAGCAAAACCAUCCAGAUAACUGGCCUUACUGCGCAAAGCACUGAAGACUCCAUUUGCAACUACUUUGAAAAUGAGAGACGUUCUGGGGGUGGAGAGGUAGAAGCUGUGACUUUUCGUCCGGAAGAAAAUAUGGCUCUCGUGACUUUCAAAGAUGUUGAGGUUGCAACGAACGUCUUAGGUAGAACACACACUUUAAAUGGAACAACAGUGGAAAUCUCACGCCAUUCAAUCACUGACGAGUUCCAGGCUAAGGACGGAUCAGGAGAUCAGUCCCGUGUUGUCUUCGUUCAAGGACUACCUCAAAAUGCAACGGAAGACACUGUUUUAAAUUACUUUGAGAACUCGAGGCGGUCGGGAGGUGGCGUUGUUGAAGAAGUGAAAAUCAAAGGCAAUGUAGCACGAGUUCUGUUUGAGUCAUCUGAAGGUAACUGCAAAGCAUUCAGAGCUGUCUGA
Molecule: messenger RNA, 2094 nt
Organism: Pocillopora damicornis (cauliflower coral)
Lineage: Eukaryota; Metazoa; Cnidaria; Anthozoa; Scleractinia; Pocilloporidae
Product: protein mono-ADP-ribosyltransferase PARP14
Biological process (GO): protein poly-ADP-ribosylation; negative regulation of gene expression
Cellular component (GO): nucleus; cytoplasm
Molecular function (GO): RNA binding; transcription corepressor activity; NAD+ poly-ADP-ribosyltransferase activity
Source: RefSeq, a predicted model, not a curated record